GGAAGGAAGAGAUGAGGUGAAGGAGACAGCUAGUUGUGUGGGGUUUGAGUGUCUCCGUCCCUCACCUGCUCGCGAAAAAGUUGACUCUUGUGCUUUCUUUUCUCCCUCUGCUCCUUUUCUUCUCCUUUUCUUCUCCUUUUCUCCUCCUUUUCUCCUCCUUUUCUUUUCUGUUUCUCCUGUUUUUCUUUCCUUUCCCCGCCUCGUUUAUUCCCCCGUUCGACGUCAGUAAAAAUUUCGGAACUCGAAAGGGAGGGAAACUCCGGAGAAACUUCAUGUGCGGCUGACAGCGAAAGGUGAUGAGAAAGAAAUUGAUUUUUCACUCGUCUGUGUUCAGUCUUUUUCCUUUCUUCGAGAUCUUUCGCGUCGCCUGCUUCUCUUUCAAAGACCGCGCUCUGCUUUCUAGCGUCCCUAAGCGUCGCCCCCCUCGAGUCGUCGCUCAAGUCGAAACAUCUCAAACGUAGAUAUAUAUAUAUAUAUACAUAUAUCUAUAUAUGUAUAUAUGUAUAUAUAUGUUUAAUUGGUGCUGGUCCUUGUAAAGUGGUAGGUGUCUGCGUGCGCAUGCUUGUGGAGGGAGAAGCGUUUCUGGAGGAUCGUACCUUCUUUUCGCCCUGGGCCAGCAGCCCUCUUGCGGUGUACAUACACCCGAGUUCCUCAAGAUGGAGCUUCCGACAGAGUGCGGCGGAAGAGCCGCCAGCACCCCGCAGUCACUUCCUUUGCUGCAGAAUUCCUUGAAACGCGACCCUCCAGCGUACUUCGGCGAGUUUCAGCUUCAGUUCGAGCGCUUGCGAGGUCUUCUGGCCGUGAUGGAGCAACAGCCUCAGCGUCCUGUGAAGGAUCUGCGACAGCUGCUCAUGUUCCUCGCCCAUACGAGUCCGUGCUACAGUCCGAAGGUCUCUGAGACCCCACUGAAGACUCGAGAGAAGAAGGACAUGACGCAAAACGACCGCUCUGGAGAUUCGCCUGGUGCCUUUCUUCCUCUCUCAACUUCUUUCGCCUUUGACGAGGACGUGGAAAAAAAAGGCGUUGAAGACAGACAUUACUCUGCAGAGCUCGCCGCGUCGAUUCAGAGAAUUCUCACCCAGCUUUCGUCUUCUCUCCAUCCGCAAACGAGACAGUCUCUGCUUCUUUCUCUGCUUCUUCUCAGAAGAAAGCAACAGCUCUCUUGCUUGGACCUGCUUCGGGUGUCAGUACAGCUGCUGCAGGCCAACGACAAGUCCUGCCGCCAGACUCUCUUCUCCUUCGUCACGCGCGACGUAUCCAAGCUCUGCCUGGCAGAUCGCAUGCAACAGAGUUUCGCUCGCCUCUCGCCGGAGCUUUUCGCGAUGCUGGCCCGGCCGGCUUGCCCUUUGGCGGCGCGCCUCGCGCUCUGCUGCUUGAUUCAGGUGUACAGGCAACAGAGACACAGUGGCGGCCUGUCGAUACAUCAGAACAGCAAGAAUUUCAAGAAAAUCGUCAACGCAGCCGCAGCUUGCACUCUCGCGGGCGAUACGAAACUCGCGACUUCUGCUGCACUUUUCCUCCUCGGAGAACUGCAGAGUGCCUCAAGUCACAUUGCGAAUGUGGAGGACAACGAAAGCGACGACGAAGAAGACGCUGCAGUUGAGGCAGAGGCAAAACGUCUCACACGCUCCCAAGAGGGGGUCUCCAAGAAGACGGCAUCGGCGAAGAAGAAACUCAAACGCGCAAAAGCGAAGCUCCAGCGGCAGGUGGCGCGAAAGCAGCAGAGGGCAGAGCAACAGCAGCUGCUUGGCGGAGUCGUUGCCUCGGCUUCCAUCAUCGACCUUCUCUUCGACCCCCAGGGCCUCGCGGAGAAACUCUUCGGACGAGUGAAAGGGCAAUCCGACAGAUUCUCUUCUCGCCUCAUUUUCCUCAACCUCCUCUCGCGACUGAUUGGUCACCACAAGCUCCUUCUCUUCAACUUUUACCCUUUCAUCCAGAAAUAUUUGCAGCCGCAUCAGCGCCUGGUGUCUUCGCUCUUGGCCAUUCUCGCGACUGCAGUCCAUGAGCUGGUGCCUCCUCAGGAAUUGCUUCCUAUCGUCAAACACAUUGCCGACGUCUUCAUCAACGAAACGCGGGGCGAAGAAGUCAUCACAGUCGGCAUCAAUGCCAUAACGGAGAUUUGCUCAAGAGCGCCUCUGUGCAUGACGAAGGACUUGUUGUCUGACCUGGUGGAGUAUCGGCGAGAGAGAAGAAGCAAGAGCGUUGUGAUGGCGGCGAGACGCCUGAUGAAUUUGUACAGAGAUGUUUUGCCUGCGAUGCUACCACCAAACGCCCGCGGCAAAGACGCUGCGAUGGCUGUGCGCAACAACGAGGAGGAGAGCUUUAGCUUCGGCCAGUUCAAACCAGCAGAGAAUCUCACUGGUCUCGAUGAGCUGGAGAAGCUGCAAAAGCUGGUGAAAGCGAGAAAGAGAAUGCGAGAAGAGGAAGAAGAAGAGGAAGACGAAGAAGAGGAAGAAGAGGAAGAAGAUGGAGACGAAGAAGAAGGAGACGAAGAAGAGGAAGAAGAGGAAGACGAAGAAGAUGGAGACGAAGAAGAGGAAGAAGAGGAAGACGAAGAUGGAGACGAAGAAGACGAAGAAGAAGAAGACGAAGAAGACGAGGAUGAAGAAGAGGAUGAAGAUCACCCGAAGAAGAUGCGUCGAGUGUGUCCGACUGUGAAGGGCGAAGGAAGUUCGAGUGAGGCGGUGGCGUCUUCCUCCCUGGCGAUGGAUCGCAUCUUAACGCCGGAGGAGUUUCAUGCCUUGCGGGUCUUGCAGGCGAAGAGUGUCGUGGAAACGGGAGGCGCUCGCAAAGGUUCGAAGAAGCAGGAAGGCGAGGAAGAACAAGAGCGUCUUCUGUCGCUGCUUGCCAAGACCGGCGGAGUCGAAGCGGGCGUCGACGCGAGCGAUGAGGAUGGCAGCGACCUCUCCUCAGAUGAAGAACUGGAGGCCGAAGCCGACAGCAUGUUUGUGUCGAGCACGGAGCUGGAGGGUCUCGCAGGCCGGAAGCGGCGGCAAGCGCGAGAGCGGAAUCGCUUGAAGGAGGAGGCGAAGAUGGAGAGAAAACGCGCGGGGAAGAGUGCCCCUUGGCCGUUCGCGAGGAAACAGCGAGAAGCUGCAGAAGCCUCUCUUGCCGCCGACCCGUCGAAAAGACACAAAACGGUCGUCACUGGAAAUGCGCCGCAAAAACUGAAAGCGCGCAACAAACCGCUGGCCAUGGUUCGACAGAGUCGGAAGUUGCGCGACAAGAAGCAGCAAAGCGUGAAGCAGAAACUCCAGAACUUGAAGAAACAAAUCAAAAACUUGAAGAAAAGCCAAGUCGGCCGCCCCAGGAGGAGAAAGCGAUGAAGCAGAGACUCACAAAGACACAUCCAUAACCUCGACGACAAAUACAGUCACUUUGUCAAGAACUCGGCGCAAAUGAAAAAGUGUAUACAUGCA
Molecule: messenger RNA, 3419 nt
Organism: Toxoplasma gondii ME49
Lineage: Eukaryota; Apicomplexa; Conoidasida; Eucoccidiorida; Sarcocystidae
Exons: 13
Coding region: 657-3326 (889 amino acids)
Biological process (GO): ribosomal large subunit export from nucleus; ribosomal large subunit biogenesis
Cellular component (GO): nucleolus
Source: RefSeq, a predicted model, not a curated record